AUGGCUCACUCAUCGGCCGCCAACCGCCCUGGCUACCAAACAUACGCAGUUCCUCUGUCUGGUGGAAAGAGGAAGCGGGCUACUGCGAACAGCCAGUCAGAAUCGGCUGAACCCAAUGCGACUCCCAUCGCAGCGCGUCCAAAGAAGAGUCGCCCCAACGAAAAGGAGUACAACGCCAAGUACAUGGCUGAGAUGUGCUUCAGCGCGUACAAGGCGCGCCUACACAUCGCCGGCUAUUCGCAGUAUACUGCCGACGUCGCAAACGACUGGCGAGAGGAUCUUGUCGAGUUGUUCAGCCACGCUGCCUUGAAGGGAAGCAUGAAGCAGGAUGCCGCAGCUCGUCAUGUCAUCCCUCGUCUGACAACUCUCAUCCCCCAAAACAACGAAAAGAAGGGCGCGCUCGUGAAGUACUUUGCGAAGCAUUACGAGACUGUGCGAAAUGACAUGAUGGUCAUCGACAGGGUCAUGGUAAAUGGCUUCAAGGUCGACGAACAAGCCAUCAUCGAAGUACGCGAGUGUCUCAAUGGCCUAUACUAUAUCCUCGCCAAAGGAGAGCAAUGGCGCACCGUAAUGCCUUACACACCGCUGCCAAUAUACCGGCUUCGAGCCCUCCGCGACCUGAUAAAGUACUCACGGCCUCAUCACCUCCUCAGCGAUCUGAUCACCAACAUUGAAGACAUGGAAGGUUGGCUCAGCCCGCCACCUGUGAGCUUUAACUUCCCGACUGCGUCGAUCAACGAGACGAUGGAGACGUUGCAGAAAGCAACCGAGGACAAGAUCGUAAAGACCAGCAUCGGCCCUGACGCACAGCAGAUGGCAGAAUACCGAGCGCAAAAGGCCGAAUCCCUGCGUCUGCAGACGGAGGAACAGUCCCGUCAACAAGAGAAGCAACGUCUCGAAGAAUUCCAACGAGCCCAAGCGGAGCGAGAGCAGCUGAAGCAACAGAUCAAGUCGCUCGAGACGACCGCCGCAAAGGAACGCGCCCAAGAGAGUGUGAAGAAGGCCGCAGAAACUGCAGCAACGGCUCAACGCGAGAAAUCAUACCAGGACCAGAUUGCGCAACAAACAACUGAGAUCAACAGACUCAAAACCGACCUGACCAACCUGUCUGCUAAGCAGGCAGCCCAAAAUAAGCCCGAAGCCACUACGACAUCGCCACUUCCAGUUACUGCAGUACAGAGUAGCACUUUAAUGAACUCUUCUUUCGGUAGCAAUCAGACUGCCAACAGUAGCUUCUACCAGCCACAGAGCUCUCUAGGCACUUCUUUCGGAAGCUCUGUCAAUGGUGGAACAUAUGGACAGCUAGGUUCAUUCGGCCAAGUUUCACACCAUCCUACGCCGAAAGACGACGACGUCCAAAUGAUGGACGCUCGAGGAUUUGAUAGCUCGCGGCAACACCCGAGCUUUGGUCAGGUCGCAACGUCGAUCACACGCGGUAUAGGCCAGUCGAACCCCUUCAAUGCACGUAUCACCAAUGGUGCUCCCUCACAUCUCUUCGGAAUGUCAGUCGGCGACGGCAACUUCAAAUCGGCUUGCCCAGCAUACAAGAACGGGACCUGCACAUUAGGCAAGAGUUGCAAGCUGCCCCACACCGCAUGCAAGUUCUGGUUGAACGGUAGUUGCAAAUUUGGUGGGAGAUGUAAACACAGCCACGAUCCUUUCUUCCUCACAGAAACCGCAUCAAAAGUCCAGUCAAAACAGUUUCCACGAGGUGACCAGAUGGUCAUCGAUCCUAUCCCUGCACCGCGAUCCAGUAACUUCUCCCAAGCGAACCCCUUUUCCAUUCACCUGCCGGGUGGUUCAAAUCCACUCCGUGGGGGGAUGAAGGGGGAUGGGCGAUUUGCCUUGCAACCUAAGCAGCAAGACCAGACUUUUGGCUUUAUUAAUCGCAACAGCAAGAAUCCGUUCGCCCAGGCUCCAUCACCAGCGCCAGCAGUGCGCAAACCGACACUUGCUGAGCGGGUAACGAAGGGUGAACAACCCACCUCUUUUGAUAACCAAACGCCAUUUGGAUACCAUACCCCACCAACUGGCCCUCGAGGAAACCGUUCAUUCGCCGGCAGGAUAACAAAGAACGAUCAACCCAUCUCACAUCACCCCCAACAUCAGCCUCCUACUAUUCGCAUCGAACAAUCGUUAGAGGAUAUCAUCAAUGCAUCCGGAGCGAGCAGGAACGAAAAACAGGCAAAGCCACUUCAGUCAGAGACUUUCUGCAGGUGGCAAAUCACCUCGCAAAAUGGAUGCACGAAUCCUAGUUGUGGCUAUAAACAUGAUCCGCCAAAGACGAUGGGUACGACGGCUGGGAGGGGAGGGGGUGCGCGGGGUUUGAGGAAUCCGUUCAGUCAGGUGGGGGAUAUUCUGAGGGGGAAGCGGUAG
This is a messenger RNA of Alternaria ventricosa, 2376 nucleotides long. RefSeq lists its product as uncharacterized. Gene Ontology annotation, molecular function: metal ion binding. The transcript has 2 exons. The record is from RefSeq and is a predicted model, not a curated record. Bases 1 to 2376 code for a protein of 791 amino acids. Lineage: Eukaryota; Fungi; Ascomycota; Dothideomycetes; Pleosporales; Pleosporaceae.